Molecule: messenger RNA, 795 nt
Organism: Phytophthora nicotianae INRA-310
Lineage: Eukaryota; Oomycota; Peronosporomycetes; Peronosporales; Peronosporaceae
Exons: 1
Coding region: 1-795 (264 amino acids)
Biological process (GO): lipid biosynthetic process
Molecular function (GO): iron ion binding; oxidoreductase activity
Source: RefSeq, a predicted model, not a curated record
AUGGAUCUUAUCUUGGAGUACGCCGACUACUACGUGCUAGACGCGUUGUAUCCCGCGAAUUUGCCUCGUGACGAUAUCUAUCGCCAGAUUGCGUCGAUUUCAGGACUCACCGUGGUGGGCGCAUACCUGCUCUAUUUUAUUGGCGCUGGGUGCGCGUACGAGUUCCUGUUCGACAAGAAGUUGAUGAACCACCCAAAAUUUAUGAAAAACCAAGUACGCUACGAGAUCUUAGCCUCUAUAAAGUCGAUCCCCGUUAUGGUAUUGCUAGCAUUCCCAUGGUUCCUCGCUGACGUUCGCGGUUACGCUAAGACUUAUGCGGAAUUCGGCAAGUUCGGCUACUGGUUCGAGGCUCAAACCGUAAUCACCUUCAUCUUCUUCUCGGAUAUGCUGAUUUACUGGUUCCACCGCUGGUUGCAUCACCCUCUCAUCUACGCAACGCUUCACAAGCCACACCACAAGUGGAUUAUCUGUUCGCCGUUUGCGUCUCACGCCUUCCACCCGAUGGACGGCUACAUCCAGAGCUUACCUUACCAUUUCUACAUCAUGCUUUUCCCCAUCCACCGCGGGCUCUACCUUGCGCUGUUUGUCGCUGUCAACUUCUGGACUAUCAGUAUCCACGAUGGGUUCUACCUCUCUCAAAACACAAUUAUCAAUGGAGCGAUGCACCACUCGGUGCACCAUGAACUGUUCGUCUACAAUUACGGCCAGUACUUCACGUUCUGGGACCGUCUCUGCGGAUCGUAUCGCGAACCGCCCUCCGCCGGAUACUCCGUGCCCAAAGCGAAGAAAGCGUAG